This is a messenger RNA of Chara braunii, 1587 nucleotides long. The record is from the annotation of a GenBank genome assembly. NCBI's taxonomy places the organism in Eukaryota, Viridiplantae, Streptophyta, Charophyceae, Charales, Characeae.
GUGAGGCCAUAAGGAGGGUUCGGGGGGGGGGGGGGGGGGGGGGGGGGGGGGGGGGGGGGGGGGGGGGGGGGGGGGGGGGGGGGGGGUGGGGGGGGGGAGGGGGGAGGGCUUUGCCGUCUCGCAAUGCCACGUCUGAGAAGGAGACAGCGAGAAGAGCUCGCUGUGGCAGUGAUGGGGGGAAGGGGGGGGCCUUUGUCGUCUCGCAAUGCCGCGUCUGAGAAGGAGACAGCGAGAAGAGCUCGCUGUGGCAGUGAUGGUCGUUGCCGGCAAGAUGGCGGAGGAUGCAUUCCAAAGCUUGGAUGUGCUGCUGGGUUCUCGGACAAGGAGGCCGCUGUUGUUGGGCCUGAUUCCAAUCACACCGUCUUCGGUGAACAAGAGGACGACGAUGACAGCGGGUGUGGACAACAUGAAGUUGAGCUUAUCAAAGAGCCGCUGACGAUUGAGUAUGGGCACGAGCAAGCUGAUAAAACUUUCAGGAUCGCUGGGGAGAUGUCUUUCCUAGUGAAUUAUCUAAUUCAUGAGGACCGCCUGAGGAUGAUGAGUGAAGAAGGAGAAGGCAGUGAGAUCAGAGAAGCUUUCAGAGAAGCAGAGUAUGAUGGGGGGUAUAAAAGAAUGGGGAUGCGGCUGAAUGGUGAGUUGAGAGAGGAUGAGGUGGAACCAGUUGUUCGCCAAAAGAGUAAGGAUUAUGUCAUUCGGUAUGGUCAUCUUUUUAAGAAAUCUGCAGAUGGUAUCUCAAAGAGAGUGGUAUGUGGGAUUGCACGGCAACUCGAUGUGAUGGCAGCCUUGCAUGAUGGGGUGGCAGGUGGACAUAGAUCGGCACGAAUGACGCUGAAGAAGAUUCAGCACCUAUUUUUUUGGGAGGGAAUGAGCAAGAUGGUAAUUGAUUUUUGUAGAUCUUGUCUUCCUUGCCAAAGGCGAUCUAAUGUGCGUUUUGUUGAACCUCUUAAUCCACGCUAUGUGGCUGAACCGGGAGCAGUGGUACACCUUGAUCUAUUGGUCAUGCCACCGGGGAUUAAUAGGUACAGAUAUAUCUUCGAUGCGAGGGAUAACCUGACUGGGUUCGUUGAUGGUUGUGCCAUUCGCGACCGUACGGGGCAUGUUUUGGCAGAAUGCAUUGAAGAAUAUUAUCUUCGGUACCCAUUUGUCCGGGAAUUUGUUAUGGAUCGAGGUGGUGAAUUCCGGGCUGGGGAAGAUGUGAAAACGAAACUUUCGACGGAGGAGUUGUUGGAACUAAGGGCGAGACAGGUGAUGAUCACUGAGGAAAGGGUUGAGGAGGCCGCUGCUUUUACUACAGAAAGUAGACAGGCUGAUAAGGAAAUAUGGGAUAAAGCUCAUCAUAAGGGGCUUCGUGUUCGUAAGGAACCGUUGAAAAUUGAGGAUAUUGUUCUUCUUUAUGAGACGUCCUUGGAGAAACAGUGGUCUCGAAAAUUGGACAGCCGAUGGUUGGGACCCUAUCGUAUUAUCAGAAAAUCUUAGCAUGGAGCUUAUGAGAUUGAGGAAUUGGAUGAGGCUAGAGGUCGGAAUUGGAUAUCGGGAUCGUAUUUGUGAAAAUAUAUUUCAAGGACUUAAUAAAGAGUUUAGUUGAUA